AUGAGCCGCAACAUCUAUCACGACAGUUGGAUUGCCAUUAACAAGUCGGUGAAUGCCUCUGUCAACUCGGUGGCAUCUCAUCUUUUGGAUGAAAGUACUACUAGUGCAUUGCUACAGUGCCAGCCAGCAGUGGCCAGUCCUUGCAGCAAGGAAUCUUCCCAUUUACAAGAACCCAGUUUGUCAGUGCCAGCACCCCUCCCUACUAGCCGGGACAAUUCCAACCUGAGCACCAGCAGCAACUCGCGUGGUCUUAAUGUUACUGACCCCACUGUCAACACCAAGAUGGCCAUGAACAUGAUCAAUGAGAUGUGGUCGGCGAGUCUUUUCAAAGAUGACCUUCAACAGGACACCAACAGCCUAGGACAGACACCCGAACCUGAGCCCAAGGCAGCUGCGAAGGCAAGCGCACCCUUCUCUAUCUUCCAGGAUGAUAGCAAGCCUAGUCAUAUUGGCAAGGAAUCGGGCCCAGCACCAUUCACUAUAUUCAGCGAUACAUCUGAGAAGAAACCAGUGAAGAGUGACCCAUUCACGAUCUUUUCUGAUGAGGCUGAAAGUGCCCCCAAGAAGCAGGAAACCAAACCAUGCCAGCCAUUUGCCAUCUUCUCUGAUGCUGAGGCCUGCAAGGUACCUGACCCAAAUGAUCUGUUCGCCGACGACAACAAUGAGAAUGACCCCCCAGCAGGGUUUGUUCAGCAAAAGGAAUUCAGAAGCACCUCUGGCAUCCUACAGCCUGCCACCAAUGUCCCUGUACUGCUUGUGGAGGAUACUGAGAGGCCAGAAGUGGAGGAGGAGAAAGUGGAAGGGGCUGUGGGUAGUGCUGAUAGAACUAGAGGGGACUUAGGAGGGGACGAUGAUUACCUAGAUGACAUUGUGCCCUUGAAUGGAGGAAACAUGGCUGACUUGACCCUGAAGAUGCCCAAAAACCCUGAGGCUUUUGCCAAGAUGGCCAAGGUGGCAUCCACACCUGGGCCAUGGUCGCUUGGCUGUGUACCCCAGGCCACAACCAAUGGGGACGACUUUACCAUGGCAGUCCUCAAGAUUAACAACCAUUUCCCAGAAAUCAAAGAAAGUGAGGAGGAAAAGGAAGACAGCGGAGAGCUCAUGCCUCCUCCUCCCGUCACGCAAGCUCCUCCCUCCUCACCCAUCCCCAAGCCUGCUCUUUCCCCCAUUAUGGAGGCUUCAAGAGAGUACAGGUCGUCUUCCACCUCCAGCAGCUCUGGCUAUUCCACCACUUCCACCAGUCUUGGAGGCCAAACCGUGCACGGGAUCACACAACAAGGGGGUCUGUCCACGACGCACAUCUCUCGCUCACGACACAACUCCCACACACAGUUAGAGUUUGCCCUUGAGAGUGGAGGACCUGCUCAGACGGGAGACUUCACCAAAUCGGGCUAUUUAGCCGACAAAUCUCGAGGAGAGAGCCUUGCUGAAACCAAACCAAGUUUUGCAACACAGUUUCGAGCAGAUGAUAAAGAUGAUUUUGACCCACGCCAAGCAGCCGUCAUGCUAAUGAACAUGGAUGAAAUGCCACAAUCACUGGCCGAGUCCACCAGGAUUGAUGCAAGAGAAUUUAAACAUGUUCCAGCUUGUAAGACACAGAAGCUAAAGCUACCCGACGUGAUCAAUCCCUUUGCCGACGAUCUCCUGCAAACUCUCCUGCUAAACAUGGAACAUCCUGUUGAGGAGCGAGGAGGCUUUGUGCUGCAACAGGGAAAGCUACCUCAAGUGAAGCCAAAUAGCCAGAUCACCCUUGGAGGCGAGAUGUUCCAUGUGCGGCGCUUACGAGGGGAGGGAGCCUAUGCCAAGGUGUUCCAGGCCUCGACACUCGACCCCAUGAAUGUCACCAUUAUGCCCUCUUUUGAUGACAGUGAUGAAGAUGAUGAGGAUGAGGAUGACGAGAAGCAGAUGAUUCUGAAAAUUCAAAAGCCCUCAUGCCCAUGGGAGUUCUACAUUUGCCAUGAACUCCGUGAACGGCUGAAGGCUGAGAAUGCAUCCAUCAACAUGCUGGAUUCAGUCAUGAGAAUAAACAGGGGAUACUUCUAUAAUAAUGGGUCAAUCCUGGUGAACCAGUACCACAAGUAUGGCACAAUACUGGACAUAGUGAACAGAUACAAGGUUGCUGGCAAGACUGUCCCAGAAGAACUAGCCCUGUAUUUCAUGGUGGAGGUCCUGUCUAUCCUAGAGGCGUUGCACAGUUGCAACAUAAUUCAUGCUGACAUAAAGCCUGACAAUUUCCUGAUCCGCAACACCCCAGUCAUAGAUGCAACAGCAAGAUCCCCAGCUGAGAUGUUUGCAAGCUGUCCAACCUCAGUCAAACUGAUUGAUUUUGGUCGAAGCAUUGACAUGCAGUUGCUGCCUGAGGGAACUACCUUUGUGGAAAAGGUAACAACAGAAGGGUUUACUUGUUGUGAAAUGAGAGAAGGCAAGCCUUGGACCUACCAGCCUGACCUCUAUGGAGCUGCAGCAGUUGCUUUCUGCCUUCUCUUUGGUUCUUAUAUGGAUGUCAAGAAGAGUAUGAGUGGCCAGUGGGAACUGAAGGGUGUCACUCUUAAAAGGUACUGGAAGAAGGAGCUGUGGCAGUCGGUCUUCUCCACUCUGUUGAAUGUACCCUCCUGCGCUGCCAUCCCUAGUCUGUCCAAGCUCAAGCAAGAAAUUAUGACUACCUUCUUUGAGAACGGCAUGCAAAACGAGUUCAAUGUGAAGGUUCAGCAACUGUUCACCAUGAUGAUUCAGAAGACCUGAGGACAAGUCACAGGCUGUUAAGUGAUUUAAGCCUGCACCCAUGACGAUUUUGUAUGAAUGUUUUUUAAAGGAUAACUUUCAGGUGAAGCAAAGUGAUAUGAGAUACCAGUUAGAUAUUGUUAUAAGUGUGAAUUAUUUUUUAGUGAUACUAUGCAAAUUGUCAUAGGAAAUGGUACAUAUAAUGCAUAAUGCAUACAUGUUUCUUACUCGAAGUUCAAAGGUAAUGUGCCUUCACCGCAGCUGAAAAGUUUACUUUUUUAAGGAAAUACUUCUACAGUGUUUUGACAAAGAUGUUACAGUCUUGACUAAACUCUUUUCAUUUCUUUUGUCUUAUAGUUACCAAAGUAUGAAUUAAGCCUUCAUCUUUUCUGUCUUUUAUUUUUUCUUUUAAUUCCUAAUGAUGAUUGUGUUAUUUUUUACGGUUUACAAGCACAAAACUUUGUAAUUUUUUGUAUAAUACACUGUGCAGUGAGGAUUUAACUUGUAAUACAAACUGUGUCAAAGACUGAAGCCUUGCAUAAAUUGAAUUUCUUAAGGCCAAGAUGUAUCUGUAUUUUUUAUGCAACAAAUAAAGAACAAACACUAA
This is a messenger RNA of Penaeus vannamei (Pacific white shrimp), 3328 nucleotides long. NCBI's taxonomy places the organism in Eukaryota, Metazoa, Arthropoda, Malacostraca, Decapoda, Penaeidae. The record is from RefSeq and is a predicted model, not a curated record.